CUCAAAGAAGGUUCCCUCAAGAACAGCAGCCACAGAGGGCAAGAUGAGCGAGCACCAACUAUAAGAAAACAAAAAUAUAUUUUUGACAUCAGUGCAUUAGAAAAAGAUGGUUUGCUGGGAGCAGAGCUUCGAAUAUUGAGGAAAAAACCUUCUGAUACAUGGAAGUCUCAUUCUUCUGGAAAAACUUCCCAAGUAAAAUUGUUUAGUUGCUCUACAAAUAGACAAGCCUCAACACUCUUGGACUCUCGGACUGUCAGUAUCACCGAUACACCCAAGUGGGAAGUGUUUGACAUUUGGAAACUUUUCAGAAACUUUAAAAACUUGGUUAACUUGUGUUUUGAACUGGAAACUUUUGACAGGGGGAGAGCUGUUGAUCUCAGGAGUGUGGGAUUUAAUAGAACAGGAAGACAGGUCAAUGAAAAGGCUCUGUUCUUGGUAUUUGGGAGGACCCAAAAAAGAGACUUAUUCUUCAAUGAAAUAAAAGCUAGAUCCGGCCAAGAUGACAAAACUGUUUAUGAGUACUUAUUCAACCAGAGGCGGAAGAGAAGAGCUCCUCUAGCAACACGGCAAGGGAAGAGGCCCACCAAGAAUCUGAAGGCGAGGUGUAGCAGAAAAGCCCUUCAUGUGAAUUUUAAGGAUAUGGGCUGGGAUGACUGGAUAAUAGCCCCUCUGGAAUAUGAGGCGUAUCACUGCGAAGGGCUCUGUGAAUUCCCCCUCCGAUCCCACCUGGAGCCCACCAACCAUGCAGUUAUCCAGACAUUAAUGAACUCGAUGGACCCCGAAUCCACCCCCCCAACUUGCUGCGUGCCAACCCGGCUGAGCCCCAUCAGCAUCCUAUUCAUUGACUCUGCAAACAACGUGGUCUACAAGCAGUACGAGGACAUGGUGGUGGAGUCAUGUGGUUGUAGGUAGCAGAACAGUUGUUCGUGUGAAUAUGUUAUGAAAUGUAGUAUGACACAUUGGACAUAACUUCUCCUCAAACAAGGCUAACUAGAUUUCUUACCCCUAGGGUAAGUAUGUUUACAAGGAUGUAGCAAUAAAUCCAGUGUUUCUAUAUGUCUCUCCAUGGAAAUAUUUCAGUAGCAUUUGGAUGCUGUCAGACAGCUUGGAUUUAAGGCCUCAUGUCACUGUGGCAACACAGGACUGACUCUUAAGUGAAGUCCAUGACAGAGAAGAUGAUACCUCUACACCUUGAGAUCUCCUGCUUUUAGCUUCGAGGCAGUGGAUAGAGAUGAUAUCAGUGAGCUGUGGA
Messenger RNA from Sturnus vulgaris (Common starling), 1252 nucleotides. The record is from RefSeq and is a predicted model, not a curated record. NCBI's taxonomy places the organism in Eukaryota, Metazoa, Chordata, Aves, Passeriformes, Sturnidae.